AAACAUUCACGUCCUGCGAUGUUAUUAUCACGUGAUCGCCCCACCUCGAGCACGCUAGUACUUGCCAUCACUGAUAAACUGUUGAAGUUUAGCUAGUUUACGGCCUAUUGUGAAGGUGUAGUGCCGUCAGUCUAGCGACCAGGCUGCAAAGCGUCAGGAUGAUGGUUUCGUGGUUUCUCCGUGUCAAGCCUCCCUUCCAUCGCCAUCUGAGUGUUUGCUCUUCCUCCAGCCACAGAGCUGUCAUAUUUGACAUGUUUGGAGUGUUGAUCCCAUCACCGCUCCCUAAAGCAACAGAAUGGGAAGAUGAGAAUGGAGUCCCACGUGGCACGAUAGGCCAAGCUAUAAGGGCUGGGGGCAAUAACAACUCCUGGAGGAAAUACAUGAGAGGAGAGCUGGGGCCAGAGGAGUUUGUGGAAGCCUUUAGUCGAGACUGCAGUCAAAUUGCAGGCUUCAAGGUCCAUACUGGCUCUUUCCAUUCGGCCCUGAGCAGUGACUCCAUGUCACGGCCUGUGACCGUUAUGAUGGAUGCUGUGCAGUGUGCUCGUGCUGAGGGGUUCAAGACCGCUGUUCUUAGUAACAACUUCCUGUUGCCUGGAGGAAAGUCCUACCUCCCUCUGGACAUCUCUCUCUUUGAUGUUAUAGUAGAGUCCUGCAGAGUGGGUUUAUGUAAGCCAGAUCUCAGGAUCUAUCAGCUGUGUGCCGAAAGACUGGGAGUCUCACCUCACGAAGUGGUGUUUCUGGAUGACUUGAGUUUCAACGUGGAGGCUGCGGUACAAUUAGGAAUGCAUGGCAUCAUGGUUAGAGAUCCUGGAUUGGCUGUGAAGGAGCUGGAGCAGGUGCUGAAGGUACCAUUGUCUGGCUAUAGGCCUGGAACCCUUUCUGUUGGAUUGAAUUGGCAGCUCCCUAUGAACCAACUUACCCAAUAUCUCAAGAAAGCUACUCAGCUUCCACUUACAGACCACAUUAUGAGCCAGAGUUACUUGACUGAUUCCACAUACCUGUUGAGCUGUGGACAGCAUCGGUUUGUCCUCAAGAAGAAACCAAGUAAUGAAGCUCUGCAGAAGGAAAUCAGGCUUCUCAAGGCCCUUAAAGAAGCCAGAGUCCCUGUACCAAGUGUUAUUGCCCAACAUGAGAUGUCCAGCAAUGUCCUGGGAACCCCAUUUUACCUGACAUUAUACUGUCCGGGUCGAGUGUUUACUGACCACUCUAUACCAGGAGAGGAUCCUCAAGGGAAGAGACAUAUAUAUGAGACUAUGAUAAAAACCCUCUGCCAGAUACACAGAGUUGACCUGAAAACCACAGGUUUAGAGAACCUUAGAGAUCCAGUUUGUAUUUUAGGUGACUUCAUGGAAUCUGAAGUGAAAAAGUGGGCACAGCAGUUUAAGGCAAACGAGAUUCAGCCCAUUCCUGCUGUGGAUAGACUGAUAGACUGGCUACUGUUGCAUCGCCCUAAACAUCAGAGAACCACACUGCUCCAUGGAAGUUUCAGCCUGAACAAUUUGGUGUUUGACUCAGAGACCCCUGAUGUGAGGGCAGUAUUGGGCUGGAGUCUUUCUACUGUAGGAGACCCACUUGUGGAUCUGGCUUCCUGUUGUAUGCCCCACUUCCUUCCCCCUGUUGCUUCUACACAACGAGGGAGGAAGUUUGUUCCAAUGGGUAUUCCAAGUGCAGAGGAAAUAUUUGAGCUGUAUAGCAAAGAAAUGGGAUUGGAGUAUAUUCCAAACUGGCAGUUCUACAUGGCUUUCUGCUUCUUCCGCCAGGCUGCUAUCUUACAGACAAAUUAUAAAACUUCAUUCAAAGGCACUACAAACACAAGUGAAAUAGAGGACAUUGCACACGUGGCAUGGGACUUUGCCACUAAAGAAGGCUUCCGUAUCUUUAAUGCUUUGCCUGGAUCAGCAAGUCUUUCAGAAAAAUAAUGACAGUACAACAAUAUUUUACAGAAAGCAGGCAAGAAACCUGUUUUGUUCUUUGCUGUGCUCUACAAUCAGGUAUUAGGGAGUUUGUGUGCUAAUCAGUAAGCUACUAGUCUGGCCCUCAAGGCAAAGAGGUAAGGGUUGCACAGUAUGGCCAAAGGUCCAGUAAUAGUUAUGAUUCAAAACCUGAUCUUGUUGCUGUGUCACUGACUAGCACCACAUAAUGGCUUGUUUGUACACAUGGCUUUUUCAGGUGUGAUUACUAUGCGUACUAUCAUUAAGGUCAUCAUUAAAAUUGCUGUUAUCUGAAUAUUGUAUACCAUAAAAGGGCUUUAUAUUAGCUACUAUAACGGUAAAGAAAGAGGUUUAUAUAUUAUGUUUAUAAUAUAUUCAUCACCCCAAUCCACAGACAUAACUAGCUGUGGAUCUGUCCCAGCACUUUUUAUUUGUGUUCAUGUGUAGAGACAAUAUAAAGAAAAUGGCUUUAAAUAAAAGCAUAACAGAUCCAUAAAAGACCUUAAUCUGUCAUUACCUAACACUGCUGUUCCAAUAUUCACCCAGGUUUUGUUUGACAGUCUGAAGUUCAGUGCUGCAUUAUAACCUGAUAAGGCUUUCAACACAGUAUGAUCAUGCUUGUAACACUGUAUUAUUAUACAAAUGUACCUUGCUUCUGGUGUGUUAAUGUGUUUUGACAGAUCAAAGAUAUAAAAGGACCCUGAUUUAAUAUAGGUCUGUACAGUUUUCUCAUGUU
Pangasianodon hypophthalmus (striped catfish) is the source of this 2667-nucleotide messenger RNA. Its product is annotated as acyl-CoA dehydrogenase family member 10. The coding region runs from base 159 to 1919 and encodes 586 amino acids. Lineage: Eukaryota; Metazoa; Chordata; Actinopteri; Siluriformes; Pangasiidae. The transcript is spliced from 13 exons. The record is from RefSeq and is a predicted model, not a curated record.